AUGGCGGGUUUACUUGGGGAAACCGAUCUGGUGAAAUUAAUGUCGUUUAGCGACGAUUUGGUGGCGGUGUUGAAGAAGCAAACCAGCAUCGAUUCCUUGUCCCAGUGUCUUGACGAGUCGAAAGCUCUUCGCACCUUUUCCGAGGCCGAAUUCGACGAGGUCCACACCCAGCUCCAAGAUUAUGAGAAAAAGAUUGAGGAAUGCAAGCAGAAGACAGCAAAGGCGAAACUGGAGGUAUGUGAUGACGCGGAGAUAGGCCUUCUCCAGAAGGAGUUGGAAGCUGAAUUAAACGAGGAACUGAUCAACAAUCAGAUCAGCGGUUUAGAACUGCAAAGGGUUUCCAUUGACAAGCAAAUUCAACUGAGAAAGAAACUGGAUCGCGAAGAGUUGAGGGCACAGAAGAAGCUUUCUAUGUAUGCUUCUGUUACGAAUAUCAUUCCAGACUUGGACAACCGUUCCACAAUCUCAGGCCCCGUAGAUAUAGUAGACCGGGAUAAGAGGAUGGUUGAGAAGUUUGAGCUCGACCCAACGGAAUCAACUCCAUUUGGAACUUGUGAGAGCAUUUGGAAGUUGAUAAAUCACCGAUAG
Linum trigynum is the source of this 588-nucleotide messenger RNA. The record is from the annotation of a GenBank genome assembly. Lineage: Eukaryota; Viridiplantae; Streptophyta; Magnoliopsida; Malpighiales; Linaceae.